Molecule: messenger RNA, 660 nt
Organism: Cooperia oncophora
Lineage: Eukaryota; Metazoa; Nematoda; Chromadorea; Rhabditida; Trichostrongylidae
Source: the annotation of a GenBank genome assembly
AUGAGAAGGGAGGACCCAGUGAAGUAUCUAGUUGAACAUGGAGCCGAUAUCGAAGUUGCUAAUCAGCAUGGCCAUACUUCGCUUAUGAUAGCCGCGUAUCGCCAGAAAGCUGAAGUGGUCAAAUACCUUAUAAGUUGCGGUGCUGAUGUCAACCGGAGCAGUAAAAAAGUGAAGUAUCUAGUUGAACAUGGAGCCGAUAUCGAAGUUGCUAAUCAGCAUGGCCAUACUUCGCUUAUGAUAGCCGCGUAUCGCCAGAAAGCUGAAGUGGUCAAAUACCUUAUAAGUUGCGGUGCUGAUGUCAACCGGAGCAGUAAAAAAGGAAAUACGGCCAUGCACGAUGCCGUAGAAGGCGAGAGUGUUGACGUUUGCGCACUGCUUCUCAAUGCCGGUGCUCGUCUUGUACCAGAUGAGUUUGGAGUUUGUCCUCUCAUGUGUGCCGUCAUGAUUGGCGCAGAUUGGAUCCUACCAAUGCUACUGGAACAUUGUGAAUCAGGAGAGAAACGCCGGGAUGCCCUCAAACUGUUAGGUUGCACGAGAGUUGACAAAAAGAUGGAUAUGGUAGGAGCCAUUGAGGCAUGGAAUGAUGCGCUAAAAGUGCCGUUAACAGAGGAGGAAGCGAAGCAUGUCAGUGGUUUGAUUUUUCCAGAAAAAUCGUUUUAA